UUCAUCCAGCUCUGCUCUGUGUUUAUAAACCCAGUCUCGGUGGUGACAUCAGCAGCAGGGCUGAAGGUUUGUCCUCCUCCUCCAGGAUAAAAGCAUGAGGUUCAGUCUGCAGAGCAGCUGAGGAGCUUCUCCUGUUCUCCUCCUGCUGCUGCUGGAUCUCCAUGCUGCUCCUCCUCCUCCUCCUCCUCCUCUAGACCGCUUACUGUAUCUCUCUGAGGAACAACACACGCAGGAUCCGCACGGACCAUAGGAAGGGCAGACAGAGGAAGGAGGGAAACACAGCGCAGCCUCUUGUGGUGCGUUAUGUUGGGCAACAGAAAGAAAGCAGCCCCGGUGGUGAAGAAUGGAGCCGGGACGUCCGAGUCAAAGGCCAUCGAUCCUCUGAGGAACCUGGGAGUGCAGGAUGAUGAAGACGUGAAGCGGAUGUUGCAGGGCUCCAGUAUGAUAAAGGUCCGCUCGCCUCGCUGGCAGAAGCGACGAACUCUGAAGCUGAUGGGAGAUGGUGUCACUGUCUGGUGUCAGUCCCACAAGACCUCCAGCUGGGCCAAGGAGCAACAAUCCUUCUCUGUCCUGGAGGUGGAGUGCGUUCGCGAGGGUUGCCAGUCGGAGACGUUGCGGCAGAUGGUCGGCACGGUACCCGAGCAACGGUGUUUGACGGUGGUCUUCAAAGGGCCCCGCAAAAGCCUGGACCUCCUCUGCCAGAGCCAGGAGGAGGCUCAGCAUUGGGCCCGCGGCAUCCGAACCCUGCAGGAGAGGGUGGAAAACAUGACCCAGAAAGAGAAACUUGACCACUGGAUCCAUGCCUACUUGAGUCGGGCCGACCAGAACCACGAUGAUAAGAUGAGCUAUGAAGAAGUCCAGACACUGCUGCAGAUGAUCAAUAUUGACCUGAGUGACCAGUACGCCCGUAGCCUCUUUCAGAAAUGUGACCAGUCAGCCGACAAUCGUCUGGACCACGGAGAGAUCGAAGUGUUCUGCAGGGAGUUGCUGCGGAGACCAGAGUUGGAUGCUGUGUUUAUCCGCUACUCUGCCAACGGCUGUGUGCUUUCCACUGUGGACCUGAGGGAUUUCUUGAAGGACCAGGCGGAGGACGCUUCAGUCACCCAUGCCCAAAGCCUCAUCCUCACCUACGAACUUAAUGAGUGGGCCCAGAAGAACCAGUUCAUGACCCCCAAUGGUUUCACCAUGUACAUGCUGUCUAAGGAGAACUGUGUGUUUAACCCGGAACACGCCAGGGUUUACCAAGACAUGAAACGCCCUCUGGCACACUACUUCAUCUCGUCCUCCCACAACACCUACCUCACUAAGGACCAGCUGACUGGGGACAGCAGCACAGAGCCAUACAUCAGAGCCCUGAAUCAUGGCUGCCGCUGUGUGGAGCUGGACUGUUGGGAUGGAGAUAAAGGAGAGCCGGUCAUCUAUCAUGGACACACACUCACCUCCAAAGUGCCCUUUGUUGAAGUCAUUGCAACUAUCAAUGACUAUGCUUUUAAGGCGUCCCCUUACCCUCUGAUCCUGUCCCUGGAGAACCACUGCUCUGUGGAGCAGCAGGCAGUAAUGGCUCGACACCUGCGAUCCAUCCUGGGAGACAAGCUGCUCACCAAGCCCCUCAAUGGUUUGGAUCCUCACCGUCUGCCUUCUCCAGAGGAUCUUAAGGGUAAAAUCCUGGUGAAGGGGAAGAAGGAGGUGGUGGAGGAGUGCUCGUCCAGCUCUUCAGACCUCAGCUCCUCAGACGAGGAGGCCAGCCGCGCCGAAGGCAAACCCAGCGGAAAGAAACAGGACAAGAAGCCUCAGCCAGGUGUAUCUAAGCUGAGUCCAGAGCUGUCAGAGCUGGUGGUGUACACUCGCAGUGUUCCCUUUAAGAGCUUCGAACAAGCAGCCAAAAACCCAGCAACGGACAUGUCCUCUUUCGCUGAAAGUGAAGCGCUCAGGCACGUUAAGGACUCAGGGAUGUCUUUCGUUCGUCACAACAGCCACCAACUCAGCAGGAUUUACCCUUCAGGCCAACGCCUCCAGUCCUCCAACUACAACCCUCAGGAGAUGUGGAAUGGAGGCUGUCAAGUUGUUGCUUUGAAUUUUCAGACACCAGGUGAGCAGAUGGACCUAAACCAAGGCAGGUUCCUGCAGAAUAGUCAGUGUGGGUACAUGUUGAAGCCUCCCUUCAUGUGCCAGCCUGAUACCACCUUCAACCCGGAGAAUGUUGGUGGAGGGCCUGGCCACAGACCUGUCCUGCUUACUGUUCGGGUUCUUUCAGCGCAGCAGCUACCUAAACCAGAAUGGGACAAACCCACCUCAAUUGUCGACCCUCACGUGUGGGUGGAGAUACACGGAGUUCCCAUAGACAUCAAUAAGAAGAAAACUCCUCAUGUCGACAACAAUGGCUUUAACCCACGAUGGGACUGUACCUUCAACUUUACCGUCCAUGUUCCUGACCUGGCACUGGUUCGCUUCUUGGUGGAGGACCAUGACUAUACCUCAAGCAAUGACUUCUUAGGGCAAUUCACCCUGCCGGUUACGAGUCUCCGCACAGGUUAUCGCCAUGUCCGACUGCUCAAGGUGGACGGCUCCAGCCUCUCGCCGUCCUCCCUCUUCGUCCAUCUUAAGAUCACCCCGUGUCAGAGCAGUCCAUCAAAAUCAUCAGCUAAAUCACCGGCCAUGUCUUCAACCAAGAAACCCUAAUCCCAUCUCCACCCCAUACAGUAGCUCAAUGAAGCAGGGAAGCCACCAUGGGAAGAUCCCCAGGUAUAUCUGCCUGGAUCUAGGAAAAAAAAAAGAUCUGGGCCCUGAUUCAUAAAAUGCAAUGGUUAUAACCUUGUCUUACAAACGUUGCAGCUAUAUCCUCAACCUGUCUAUAUUUUAUGGAAUAAGAGGAUUGGGUUGUGUCUCCUUAAUCCCUUGUUUAAUGGAGGUUUGAAUUUACUGACAACCAAUUGAACCAGCCUGCAGAAGUCUAUUAAUCUACUAGACUAUGACCAAAGUUUGGUGCUAGAUUUUGUCUCUAUAUUUUAAACAUAUACGACUCCAAGAUAACCUCUCAAACUUGCUAAAUCUCACACCUUCUGAAGGCAGGACUUCUUUUAACUACAAGUAUCUGUCAACAAUCUACAUGCGACUACUAGGAAGUAUUUCUCUGCUGCAGGGGAUAUCAAACUAAAAUUGUUGUAACUUUGGAAGAUACCCUAACUUAUUAGACAGCCUCAUAUUAACUUUAGACUUCUUACAGUGGAGGCACAUCAGGAAGGAUCUAUUCACAGCCAGUAUGAACAGGACAAAUAUUUACAACAACCACCACCAACAUACAUAUGGCAUGCAGGUAUUGUAUUAGAAUAUGUGAUAAAAUAGUCUAAAAUUGUAAUUUCAAGGUUCACUUUUAAGCUUUCUCUGGAGCUUAUGACCAUAUCAUACUCAGUGUGUUUACAUCCACCUUAGUAACCAGGUUACUCAGAGAAACCAGAUUUCGCAGGUAAUCUGAGAACAUGUUUACAACCGCUGUGGUAACGGUUACUGUAAAUCUGUGUAUUCAUGCAGCAGGACCGUUGGCCUGUCCUACUUCAGCUCUUAGUGCAAAUCUGCAGGCUGUUCUCAUACACUGUUCGUACCCAUACCUACAAAAAGUAAUGCACUAUAAUCUGUGUAUAACCCAUAUAAUCGAUUUGUAUGUAAUCCAAGUAAUCGUGAGGCAGGACAGGUGACGUAGUAUAAAGAGAGAUAAAGUCUGCGUAGGGAGGAGGACGGGGGGGAUGGUUGUUUACCCAGAAGACCGCUGUUAGUGUCCCAUGUGAAACCAGAGGUCAACGUUGACUUAUUUGUGACGGAACUUCCGAAGUUAAGUAACGCCCCUUCUGUAGUUGUUUUAUCCCAAACGUUGAUUUAUUCGUUACGGAACUUCCGUACUUAAGUAACGCCACUUCCGUAGUUAUUUUAUUCCAAGCGUUGACUUAUUCGUUACGGAACUUCUGUACUUAAGUAACGCCACCUCUAGCUAUUUUAACCCAAACGUUGACUUAUUUGUUACGGAACUUCCGUACUUAAGUAACGCCCUUCUGUAGUUAUUUUAACCCAAAUGUUGGUUGACUUAUUUGUUACGGAACGUCUCUACUUAAGUAGCGCCCUUCUGUAGUUAUUUUAACCCAAAUGUUGGUUGACUUAUUUGUUACGGAACGUCUCUACUUAAGUAGCGCCCUGCUGUAGUUAUUUUAACCCAAACGUUGACUUAUUUGUUACGGAACUUCCGUACUUAAGUAAUGCCACUUCCGUAGUUAUUUCAACCCAAACGUUGGUUGACUUAUUUGUCAAGUAACUUUAGUACUCAAGUAAUGACAAUUUGGUAGUUAUUUUAACCCGAACCACGAUCUUUACUUAAACCUAACUAAGUGGUUUUGUUGGGGGUUGCGCAGGCGCACAGAUCGCUCUUGUUACCGGACAUUCAUAGCAAAACACAUGAAAAAUAAACUUUUCGUAAGAUAUCAUACAAACCGUUGUAUGAGGAUACGUCAUAAUCUGAUACCGGGUUCAAAUGUGGCAACUUUUCUAAUGCUAUCUGGCAAAAGCCAUAUGGAAAAUAAUGAUUUUAUGAAGAUGUAACAGAUGUUGCUGUAGUUCUCCAUGAUGAAGAACAUGCUCUGCCUGUCUGACAUGUGCUGUACAAAUGAAGGUCGUAUUGGCAGUUAAAUCCCGUCCCAUUACUUUUAUAAUGUAGCUUAGUGUGUUAUGUUAAAUAGAGAACAUGCUUUGAAGAGAUAACUUUUUUUGUUAAAUGUUUGAUUCACAGUGACUUUAUGUAUUUUAGCUUGACACAAUCUAUUUGUUCAUCCUUUUUAUCAGUGAAUGACCAAACUAUAUUAUUAAGUAGCCAUUUAGAGUUUUUAUACUAUAAAUAGAAUUUACAGUAGAAGUUAUGCAAUAG
Sebastes umbrosus (honeycomb rockfish) is the source of this 4906-nucleotide messenger RNA. RefSeq names its product 1-phosphatidylinositol 4,5-bisphosphate phosphodiesterase delta-3-A-like. Bases 304 to 2679 code for a protein of 791 amino acids. Gene Ontology annotation, molecular function: phosphatidylinositol-4,5-bisphosphate phospholipase C activity. Lineage: Eukaryota; Metazoa; Chordata; Actinopteri; Perciformes; Sebastidae. The transcript is spliced from 16 exons. The record is from RefSeq and is a predicted model, not a curated record. Gene Ontology annotation, biological process: lipid metabolic process; intracellular signal transduction.